GAUUGGCUGAUUUUAACCGCGCAGACUCCUGGGAAAGCGCGAUGUUUAAAUCUGUUUCCGGUUUCUUUCUGCCUCGGCCACCAUGGCCAAAGAGCUAAAAUUGAGGGCUUCGGCCGGUACGCCAAACAUGGAGCGACAACCCAGCAGUGUGACAAGGACUCCUCUCAACAGUGUUGUAGUCCAGAGGAGGAGCAAAACCAGGAGCUACCGGCUGUCAUACCGCAGCUGCUUGGGUGCUGCCUCACGUCUCGGCUUGACCCCAGCGUUGACGGCGCGGAGGCUCAACACCAGCAGACGGGCUCCAAAGUCACACAACAUCACUGAGAAGGUGAAUUUGGAGCAGCUGGCCUUCUUGGUGAAAACGGAGUGGCAGCUGUCGUACGUCACUCCUCUCUAUCAGUUCAGACACACUCAGCUGAAGAGCUACUCCAGGCAGCUCUCGGCGUUCAUUGCCGCAGAGAAGCAGCAAGGUUUGGCAGUGGAGGUGGAGGGACCACAGAAACCCUUCAGAGCCUCCUUCUCGUUGGUGCAGGGGAUGGCACAGUCAGACGACGACGCAGAGAUGGUCCUCAUACAGAUCCACUCAAAGCCUUUGUUUGCCAGGCAGGACGAGCCACAGAAGCCAGUCUGGAGCGGCUGGCUCACAUGCAUCAACGGCAACCCCGAUUACCUGCGCUCACUGCCAAAGGACUUCAUCUGCCUGCCGCUCUUCGGCGGCAGUGGGGCAGAGGGUCUCACAUCUUUGGUCAAAUCUUGGUUCCAGCAGUCCUUCGACUGCUGUUUCGGCCCCCUGGAAAUCAGCCACAUGAGUUUACAAUGGCUGAUGGCGUUAUGGACGAACUGCCACACUGAGUCCAUCUUACAACACCUCAAAAUGAUUUGGACACUUCCAGUUACGCCACCGCUGCAGGUCACCUACACAGUUCGACCUGAGGACGCCUGGGACCUGUGGUGCAGUGUGAGGAAGGAGAAGGAGAAUAAAGGAGGGGAGGAGGCAGAGGAGGAGAGCAGUAUCGACAUUGAGGAGGUGGUGAGGUUCAUGCAGGGGCUGAAGAGCCACUUCUACAGACACUUCAGGCUGGAUCUGUCAGCGGGCAGCCUGAACCAGGUCUCCACAGCACUGGGCUCAGCCAAAUACAGCGGCAGGAUCAAGAUCUCCAACAGUAAAUACAUGAUCACCACCCUGACGCUACUGACAGAGUGCGCCCUCCUCAAAAUGCCCAUCUGAGUGGUACAACAAAGACUUACCCCCACCAGGAAAUGCAACGUUACAAUACACAACACUUACUCCUAGGAAAGCCUGGAAACGCAGCUUAAUUAUAGUGCAGAUUGCUUUUUUAAAACAUAUAAAUAAAGUCAAACAUCCAUGUUUUAAACCUCUCUUCAAAACAUGAAAUUGAGAGUAAUUUUUUUUGCAAUAUUCUAUUUAAUAUUGCGCACAACUGAGUCGUGUUUUGGCUAUUUUUUCACUCUUUUCCUGCAUGUAAACGUCACGUACAUAGGUUCCACCUCUUUUUGUAAAUACUUUACUGUAUAUAGUUUUGUCAUUUAUAGAUGUAAAUAAAAGCCAGAAAAAGAUGUUUGACUGGUGCAUGAUGAUUCCAACACUUGAAGGUCUACUGUGUGGAAUUUAGUGGCAUCUAGUGGUGAGGUUGCAAAUUGCAACCAACUGAAACGCAAAAACAUGAAUGACCCUACCCAGCACCACUGUUUGGUCUGUCCAUUUUCGGCUACAGUAGAAACAACAUGGAGGACCCGCUUGUGAAUUUAUGUUUCCUUGGAUAGCAAAGGCAUGACGCGCACUACUCCUCCCUAUGAUUGGCUAGUACUUGCUGCCUUCGUUAGUUGGAUAGGUUUAGAAUAGAGGAGUAAAAGUUCAUUUAUACUUAUGUGAUGAAUUAGCAUUGACAUUAGCAUUUUGUAUUUCUUUGGAUACGUGUUUUGUAUGUUUUGUCGGUGAAUCUGGCUAGUUAUAAUGGAGCCAAAUUGUGUUUCCAUACCUUUGUCAAAUGUUGCUGUCGUCCCUGGUUUUAUGAGAAGAGAAAGAUCGCCGGCCGCUAGGCUAAUUUAUGCAAUGUAAAAUACCAUAGGCUUGUGCUAAUAACGUUAGCAUGUUGUAUUUGUUUGUAAAACGUGUUUAGUAUAAGACAGUUGUUUUGUCAGUGAACUCUGAGUUAUAAUAGAGCCUAAUUGUGUGCCGUUACCUUUGUUAAAUGUUGCUGUUGUUCCUGGUUUUAUAUGAGAAGAGGAAAAGUUUGCUAGUUGCUAGGCUAAUUUAUACAAUGUUAAAUGCCAUAGACUUGUUCUAACGUUAGCAUUUUAUAUUUGUUUGGAAAACAUGUUCAGUAUAAGACAGUUUUUUUGUCAGUGAACUUUUUGAGUUGUAAUGGAGUCAAAUUGUGUGUCGUCACCUUUGUCAAAUGUCACUGUUGUCCCUGGUUUUAUGAGAAGAGGGAAAGUCUGCUAGCUGCUAGGCUAAUUUAUACAAUGUAAAAUGCCAUAGACUUGUGCUAAUAACAUUAGCAUGUUGUAUUUUUGGGGAAAAUGUGUCCACAUAAAGACAAGUGUUUGUCUGUGAAUGCUGUGAGUUAUAGUGAAGCUGAUUUGUGUAUUUGUGUUUGAAAUUGUC
Messenger RNA from Epinephelus moara (kelp grouper), 2629 nucleotides. RefSeq names its product centromere protein L (gene cenpl). The record is from RefSeq and is a predicted model, not a curated record. Bases 83 to 1228 code for a protein of 381 amino acids. The transcript is spliced from 5 exons. NCBI's taxonomy places the organism in Eukaryota, Metazoa, Chordata, Actinopteri, Perciformes, Serranidae.